CCGCCAGAGACCGAAUGGAGACAGAAGCGCCCCAGCCCGGACUGUCGCCCCCGGACUCUGCGCACGAUCCUUGUAAAAUGUUCAUCGGGGGACUGAGCUGGCAGACUACACAAGAGGGCCUGCGGGAGUAUUUCAGUCAAUUCGGAGACGUGAAGGAGUGUCUUGUUAUGAGAGAUCCAUUGACCAAAAGAUCCAGGGGAUUUGGGUUUGUCACAUUCAUGGACCAGGCCGGGGUGGAUAAAGUUUUGGCACAAUCGAGGCACGAACUUGACUCCAAGACGAUUGAUCCUAAAGUAGCAUUUCCGCGCAGAGCUCAACCCAAGAUGGUGACAAGGACAAAGAAGAUUUUCGUGGGCGGCCUCUCUGUGAAUACAACUGUCGAAGAUGUAAAACAAUAUUUUGAGCAGUUCGGAAAGGUUGAUGAUGCUAUGCUAAUGUUUGAUAAAACAACAAACAGGCACAGAGGAUUUGGUUUUGUUACCUUCGAAGGAGAAGAUAUUGUGGAAAAGGUCUGUGAAAUCCACUUCCACGAGAUCAACAACAAGAUGGUUGAAUGUAAGAAGGCACAACCCAAGGAGGUGAUGUCUCCAACAGGCUCUGUACGGGGACGCUCCAGAGUGAUGCCAUAUGGAAUGGAUGCUUUCAUGCUUGGCAUCGGCAUGCUAGGAUAUCCUGGUUUCCAAGCAGCUACAUACGCCAGUCGCAGCUACACAGGGAUAGCGCCUGGUUAUACUUACCAGUUUCCAGAAUUUCGUGUAGAGAGAACCCCACUCCCGGGCACCCCCGUUCUCCCAGAACUCACAGCCAUCCCACUGACUGCUUAUGGACCAGUGGCGGCAGCAGCAGCAGCUGGGGCAGAGUGUAGGGGGCUCUCUGUAAGAUCUACUUUUUUACUUUGUAAACAAGGCUCCACUCCAACCCGCACAGGGGGUUUUCUGGGAACUAGCAGCCCGGGCCCAAUGGCCGAACUAUAUGGCGCAGCCAAUCAGGAAUCGGCAGUCAGCAGCUACAUCAGUGCAGCAAGUCCAGCACCUAGCACUGGCUUUGGACACAGCCUUGGGGGACCUUUGAUUGCCACGGCUUUCACUAAUGGAUAUCAUUGA
Messenger RNA from Staurois parvus, 1103 nucleotides. Lineage: Eukaryota; Metazoa; Chordata; Amphibia; Anura; Ranidae. The record is from the annotation of a GenBank genome assembly.